CUUUUCAAGGCCGGGCGGGUGCGUGGCGCGGCUCGUGCGGGGCGGUGAGGGGCGAGCGAUACUAUGGAAGAAGGAAAAGAAAUGUCAGCACAUAGCCUGAGUUGUAAGACUGAAGAAAAACUGGAUAUUUGCAUGAGCAAUGUUUCAGACUUUACUCUUCUGACUGAUGAAAAGUUUGAUUUUGACCUUUCACUCUCUUCAACAAGUGGAAAUGAAGAUGAAGUUUUUAUUGGACCUGUGGGACACAAAGAAAGAUGCAUUGCUGCCAGUAUUGAGGCAAAAAAGAGUGAGUCUGCUUUUGAUGAAAAACUCACAUGGAGCCCACUUCAAGGAGACAAAUUUGUAGAAAUUUUCAAAGAAGCUCGUUUGUUGGCACUGCAAAUAGAGACUGGAAGCAAGGACAAGGAGACCAAAAUAACCCAAUCAGAAGGACAGGAAAACAAGAUAGUAGAAACAUUUGUGGAGGACUCAAAGUCGAAGUUGAAGAUACUGAGAAAUAAAAAUAUAGAAAUAAGUCCCAGGCCUGCUAAACGGGAGACAUACUGUGUGCAAGAUAGCUCAGCAUGUCAGCUGCCGCCUUGUUUUCAGAAAGCAUCACAUAAACUUUUGUCAGAUGGCGAAGUUUGUGCUCUUCCUGCGCCUAACAGAAGCCCUGUUAAAAUUUCUGUAUCUCCUACAAAAAAUGCUGAUUUGCCUCUGACAGAGGAUCAGAAUAUCAAGGAAACAAAUACAAAGGCAACUAGCAAACUACCAAUGGCAAAACCUUCAUCUACUCUUGGAAAUAGCAAUUUGUUGACAAUUGACAAGCUCAAAAGAGGAAAACCUACUAGUAUUUCUAUAAAAAGAGACUUGAACAGCAUGGGAUCAUCUGAAGAUGUAAUUUCUGAUAAAUCUAGUAUUACUUCAGAUGUCUUUGAGUCAUCAUUCAGCAGCAGUUCCUCAGUGCAAAAUACGAAAGUCCUUCCUGCACCAAGUAAGCCUGGCUUAAGGAAGAUGACAUAUCUGAAACGUCCUGGUAUUGCCAGUGGUCUCACAAGAAAGACUACUUCAUCAUCUUCAUCAUCAGUUUCCAGCAUGAACUCAAGUCUUAAUUCAAGUUUACCCAUUUCUCCUAUUGACAAAAAAGGAAAAGCAAGCACGUCAUUAAAAGCUAGUGUGAGUGGCUCUAAGCUGCCAUCUAGUAUGAGCAGGUUGGCCCUUGUCAGACCUACCACAGUGCCAUCUCUGCAGACUGCCAACACUGAGAAAUCCAGGAAGCAAGUGAGAUCAGCAAGUACUCCCAAAAUAUCUAGUGCUGUAAGCUUGGCUAAAUCUUCAGCUUCUGCAACAUCCUGUGAGGCUGCAGGCAGUGGAAUUCAGAGACCAAGCUCUGUUGCCAGUCUGCAGCAGCUAUGUCAACAGAAUAAAGAUGGAAGUUCAACAAAAGGCAGCCUUUGUYCAACGCCUAAGGCUAGAGUUCUGUCUGUUUCUACAAGUCAAACUAAGGCUCCUAUGAAGACUUACGAUGCAACGCCAAACAAAUCAGGACCAAAAGCAACACCAUCUCUUGGAUUAACAUUUUGUGGCACCCCUGGAAGUGCCAUGGCAGUCAGCACUCCUAUGAAAGCCUCAGAAGAUAAGGUCUUCCAGAGUUUUUGUUUUCCUGAGAGGUCUGCCACCAUGACUCCUGCCAGUGUGAAACGGUCUGGCCUACCUACACCUGUCCGUCGCAGCUCAGGAUUCCCACCAGUGACACCUAAAACUGUACCAAGAGCAGCAUUUUCUCCACAUGCUGCAUCUCUUCGGCAAAGCUUCAGUUUCUCUACCAAAAAGACUCUUACAGCUGGCUCUAAGCAGAAACAAGAGAGUAAGACACAGACAUCUUCUGAAGAUGAUACAUCUCCUCCACCUGUGCUACCUCUUGCACUAAACUUCUCACCAGAGAAAACUGCUACAGAAGGAGUAGAAAAUGCAUUAAAAGAGGCUGAAGUACAAAAUGAGCUGACUGAAGUACAAAAUGAGCUAGCUGAAGUACAGAAUCAGCUGGCUGAAGAAAAACAACCUGAGGCCUUACUGCUAGAUACUGGAGUAGACAAAUCUCUCCCAUACACUUCUGAAUGUGACAGUAGACCUUUGAUUGACCUUUCCAAUACUCCUGAAGUGAGUAAGAUUAUUUCUCCAAAGCCUGUACUGUCUGGACAGAUAAAGCUAAUUGAUUUGAGUUCUCCUCUUAUCACUCUGAGCCCUGAUGUAAACAAAGAAAAUCUGGAUUCCCCUCUACUCAAGUUCUGAAUUUGAACUGAAAUGAAGAAUUCUUGGCAACUGUGAUCCUUGAAGUGUUUUAGGUGUUGUUCUCUACUCUUCCAGUUUUUUGAAGAUGGCUUUAGAUUGUCUGAUGAACUGCAUCAACAAAAUAGAAUUCUAACAGUCUUGAUAAAGUCAGAGUCUGAUAAUGGUUUUGUUCAUGGAUGUGCUGCAAUGGAUAUAUUUUAACUGUGUUGCUCUAAUGCAAAAAAAUGGAUGUUCUCUGGAUUGCAAACCUGUCUCCUUGGUUCCUACCAAGUGUCAUUUGAUUCUUUUCCUCUAUGUACAACAAAGUUUUAAUUUAAAAUAAAU
Molecule: messenger RNA, 2595 nt
Organism: Malurus melanocephalus (red-backed fairy wren)
Lineage: Eukaryota; Metazoa; Chordata; Aves; Passeriformes; Maluridae
Gene: GTSE1
Product: G2 and S-phase expressed 1
Exons: 12
Coding region: 64-2271 (735 amino acids)
Cellular component (GO): microtubule cytoskeleton; cytoplasmic microtubule
Molecular function (GO): microtubule binding
Source: RefSeq, a predicted model, not a curated record